UUGCUGCUGUCAAGCCAAGAGGAGGGAAGUGAGAACAGACCUUGCUGAGCGGAUGAUUUGCUGCUCCGGAGGCCCACUCUUUCCCUUCCCCCUCAUUUCUCUUUCUACUGCCACAUUCCCAGCCUUGGAGAGCUUUGGAUUUUUUUCCCCAUUUGGAAAAUGUUAUCUCUGGUCCCCAACGGAAGACAUGGGAACUUCCUCUCGGUCCCAAUCCCAACCGAUGCAGCAGCUUCCCAAUCAGAUGACACGGGUUGCCCCAGCAGCCAGUCAGUAUCACCAGUGAAGACUCCUCCUGAUACUGGACACAGUCCAGUCAGUUUUUGUACUGGCAGUGAUGGAGACCACACAAGAAAGAAAUUUAAUUCAGGAACAAUGGGGGACGGAAUGCAACAGUCGGCUCGACAUAAGAAGGAAACAAAGACCAGCCUCGCCAAGCCGGGAAGCGAAGCUGAUUUUAGCUCGUCAAGCAGCACGGGCAGCAUUUCAGCCCCUGAAGUCCAUAUGUCCGUGGCUGGGAGCAAAAGGUCAUCAUUUUCUCGGAAUCGGGGGCCUCACGGACGGAACAGCGGAUCUUUGUCCUAUAAGACUGGCUCUAGUCCUCCAACAUCCAGCGAGAAGGACUUCCUGUCGAUGCUGUGCAAAAACCAGUUGAGUCCUGUUAGCACCCAUCAGAAUUAUGGGGCUUCCUCAGCCAGCAGCAGCAAUUCAGGUUCAUUCAAGGGAAGUGAUAGCCCCAUUAUGAGGCGGCCUGCGCGAUACACCUCUUGUGGAGAGAACCAUGGCGUUAAACCACCGAGUCCGGAGCAGUAUCUGACUCCCUUGCAGCAAAAGGAAGUGACAGUGAGGCAUCUGAAGACAAAAUUGAAGGAAUCUGAGAGCAAACUUCAAGAAAGAGAGACAGAAAUCAAGGAACUGAAAUCUCAGCUGGCCCGCAUGCGAGAAGAUUGGAUUGAAGAAGAGUGUCAUCGUGUGGAAGCACAGCUUGCCUUGAAAGAAGCAAGGAAAGAAAUCAAGCAGCUCAAGCAGGUCAUCGAAACCAUGAAGAACAGCUUGGCUGAGAAAGACAAAGGGAUUCAGAAGUAUUUUGUGGAUAUCAACAUCCAGAAUAAGAAACUGGAAUCCUUACUCCAAAGUAUGGAAAUAGCACAGAACGGUUCUUUCAGUGAGGAUCGGAGUCUAACUUAUGAGUGUGCAUCACCUGAUAAGUCCUUGGCUACGAGUACAACCUAUUCCAAAAUGGCAGACAGUCUACUUGUGGAGGACCAGUCUAUGGAGGAUCUGGCAGAUAGUGGUGUGCUUCUUAGUGAUGAUGUGGCUAAUGGGAAUGACAUAUUUGAGGAGACAACAGUUGCUACCACACCUGAACUUGGGCAUCCGGCUGUCUUUCCAUCCUCGACUUUAAACCACCUGGAUCAUGUGUCAAACUUAACAAACUCCACAGAAGAGGAUGACAAUGGCAACCGCAAUGUGGCAAUGGAACAGGCAGUUCAGGCAGACGUAUUGUUGUACAGCUCAGGCUUGGAACAGCUGAUUCAGAACCUGUUCAAGGCCCAAGAUGGUCAUCCCAUCAGCCCAUCUCCAGCUUUAAGAGAAUCAGAUGGAUCUUGUCCUGAAAGCUUCACAGACUCACUUGUAGACUUGACUCCAUGUGAUCCAAAUUCUGCAAUCCUUUUGUCUCCCAUGGAGUCAGUGCACGAUGCCAUGGAUUCUAGGUAUUAUGAGAACCGGGUCAUGAAGGAACUGGACUUCACAGAUUGUCCGACUGAAAUGUUUGGGAAUGUCAUGCAGUUGUCUGAGGGAAAGGUCAUGAAGAGAUACUGGAGCAGCCACUUCCUGGUUGACCUUAUGGCUGUUGCUGCCCCCAUUGUGCCGACAGCAAUAUGGAUGCUCAGUACUCAAAAAGGAGGAAUUAAUCCAGUCUACAACAUUGGAGCAUUGCUUCGUGGCUGCUGUCUGGUAGCUCUGCAUUCCCUUCGUCGUAUACCCAUCAACCUCCGCCCCUAGGUGUAAUUUUCUUCUACAAUACGCAAAAGGUUGAGUUCUGACAGGUGUAGCGAGGUCAGGAGAAAGCUUGUGUCUGUAAUGGUGGGUCUGGUCUUAUUUUUGCUCCGGAAGGUUUGAUUUGCACUAUAUUUAGUUGAAAACAUGUUCAUUGUUGGAAACUGAAGAGGAAAAAAAUAUUGGUGGCAUGACGACUCGUUUCCACUGUGUAAACACAAGUGCAUUUUAGAAAGCAUGCUCAGCACUUCUCGUUCUGUCGUUAGGUGUAUGGGUUGUGAUACCAAAUGUUUUCAGAUGUGAAAGGGGAAAAGGUUCAUUCUCGCAAAGGCAGCUUACAUAGUCUUGGCAUGUAUUGUCUGUCCGUGCUUCUUGAUGCGCUUUAAUUAUGUAAUCACCCCCGCAUUCCACUGCUCCAAUCCUGUGUACAAGGGGACCGUAACCAAAAAUGUUGAAAAAAAAUGCAUUAUUGUAGAUUGAUGGGAGUCUUGAAUCUUGUUAUGUUUUUUUAUAUAAACAUGGUUGUGAAUAUAUUUGAUGAAGUAUGUUUUAAGUCUUAAAUGAAGUCUUACUCGGAAUGUAAUGAUGUCACUCAAGUUGUGCGAAGGAUAUUUCAAGUGUAUGACGUAGUAACUUAUUUUCUUGUUAAAUAUUCUUUUAUGGGGGGGGGAACGUUUAUAACUACAUUAUAAGUAAAGCAUGUCGAAACUGA
Messenger RNA from Sphaerodactylus townsendi, 2710 nucleotides. It is a transcript of the gene SYBU, whose product is annotated as syntabulin. Gene Ontology annotation, biological process: synapse maturation; axonal transport of mitochondrion. The transcript has 6 exons. Lineage: Eukaryota; Metazoa; Chordata; Lepidosauria; Squamata; Sphaerodactylidae. Bases 160 to 2004 code for a protein of 614 amino acids. Gene Ontology annotation, cellular component: vesicle; cytoplasmic microtubule. The record is from RefSeq and is a predicted model, not a curated record.